AAAGAAAAAAAAAUGUUUUAUAUUAUUUUUAAAAAUCGGUGGCAUUAACAUAAUUGGCUGUACAACAUUGCCAAUCGAAACCUUAAUUUAAAAUCAAUGUUAUAACUUAUAAGUAUUUUAAAAUGUAAGAAAGAAGUAUAAUUAAGUUUUUGUCAAAAAAAAAGAAAGACGUACGAACCAAUUAAUAAACUUUCUUUGCAUUUGGUCUAAAAAGUUUACCAAAAAAACACAAUCUACUAAACUGACUAAGAAAAAAUAAUCAAUAAUCGUAUAACUGCCAGCAAGGAUAGUAAAAUUAGAUCCUUACGAAGUCGUUUCCGGCUAUUUGAAGAUCAUGUAUGUUUUUGUUGAGAAAACCAUGUAUGCAUUUUUCUUUUUCUUUUUUUUCAUGUAUAAUUUUGUUAUUAAAGAUAUGUAACUAUUGAUUUUCUUUUAAAAAAUAAAUCUCAAAUUAUAUAAAUAUUUGAAAAUAUAACUAUAAAUAAAUAAUGCUAAAUUAUAUGAAUACUAGAUUCUGAUGCGCACUUUCAAAUGGCGAGUAUAUAUUUUUUUUUUGCUUUUAAUUUUUAUAUUUGUGUUUCUCUGGAAUCAUAUCUAAGUUAAUAUAACUUUUGGUAACUAUAUUAAAUAUGUCAAGUUGCAGAACUAUACAUUUGUACUAUAUGCAUUUCAAAACUUAUUUUUAAUAUUUAUUUUUAAACUUUGUAACAUAUUAUAUUUUCUUAAUAGUUAUCUAACAUAAUUAGUCAAGAAUAUUCAUACCUAAAAAACUUGACUCAGAAUUGACCUGAAAAUCAAAGUCCCAUAAUCUAUUAGACCAGACCUAUAUACUUGAACGGUUUUUCAAGUGUUAUAACUGAAAACCAAUAUCAAACCCAAUCCGCAUCGAAAACCAAACAAUUUUUGAAAAAUGUUUGAAAAACAUAUUUUAGUAUAUUCUGUUAAAUAUAUAUAUAUGUAAAUGGCUAAUAUGAUUUUUACCUGUAAUAUAUUUUUAUUGUUACAUAUUCUAAUUUAUUUUAAUGUUUGUGUUAAAUAUUAAAUGGUUUGGGAUGAUAUAAUCAAGUUGUAUAAAAUGGCAAUAAUACUGAUUUUCAAUGAAAAUAUAAAUUGUUUUGAAUAUCCUAUAAUGUUUAGCAGAGAUUAUAGCUGAAAAUGCACCUAUUUAUUCACUUAUUUAUUUAUUUAAAACAGCUUUCGAAAAAUGCACUUGUUUAUUCAUGUCAAAAGAACUUCUUUUUAAAUUAUAGAAACCCGUCGAUUCUGUAGAAUUAGACACAUGCAUGCAUGACAGCAUAGUCCCACUCCACAGGUAACUACGUGGGAAGCUCACUCCACCUGAAACCAAACAAAGUCUUCCACAAAACUUCCAUCCCAUCAUUUCAUGUCUUUUCUUUUACUCUCUAUAUAUACGAUUCCACUUAAACACGGACUCUAUAACUCUGUCCUCGAUCUAAUUAAGCACAUUUCAAAACACACACACACACCCCUCUCAUAGGUAUUAAACACGUUUGUAUUAGUUACAUGGAAAACAAAAAUGUUGGUCAACUAGAACAACGAUUCUCUGUUGACCAAGUGUCUUAUAGAGGCGUUCGCCAGAGGAAGUGGGGAAAAUGGGUGUCGGAAAUCCGAGAACCCGGUAAGAAAACCCGUAUUUGGCUCGGAAGCUACGAGACGGCCGAAAUGGCCGCAGCUGCUUACGACGUUGCGGCUAUUCACCUCCGAGGACGUGGGACACAUGUCAACUUUCCGGAGCUUGCUGACAGUUUUCCUCAGCCGCAAAGCUCAAGUUCCGAGCACAUUCAAGCUGCUGCUCAGGAGGCAGCACUGCUGUUUAAACCGGGCGUGUCGUCUACUGAAGCAGAUCUCGGGUCGGGUCAGGGACAUUCUCGGGUCGGAUUGUCUCCGGAUCAGAUUCAGGCGAUUAAUGAAUUUCCAUUGGACUCGCCGAGGAGGGGGUGGAUGCAGGAUUUGGAAGUGGAUGAUUAUGAAGAGUUGUACGGACGAAUUUUUGGUCAAUGCGAUAGAGAUGAGUAUUUUGAAAUGCAGCAGUUUCGAUCCAUAUUGGGAUCUUAACUGCUUUUGAUAUAUAUAAUUGCUUAAACAUUUAAUUCUUAUUAUGAGGCUAUCAACCAUUUAAGGUUAUGACUUAACUAAUUAUUUAUUGCCCUUAAAGUUGUAAUUUUUUUUUGUUUUUUUGUUUUUUUAUAAAAAAAUCGAUUUUUUUCAAAAUAUGAAAGUGAAUAUUCCCAAAUAUUUUGUUUCCAUAUUUUUAGGA
Brassica napus (rape) is the source of this 2278-nucleotide messenger RNA. RefSeq names its product ethylene-responsive transcription factor ERF022-like. Lineage: Eukaryota; Viridiplantae; Streptophyta; Magnoliopsida; Brassicales; Brassicaceae. The record is from RefSeq and is a predicted model, not a curated record. Gene Ontology annotation, biological process: regulation of DNA-templated transcription. The coding region runs from base 1525 to 2076 and encodes 183 amino acids. The transcript has a single exon. Gene Ontology annotation, molecular function: DNA binding; DNA-binding transcription factor activity.